UCUUAGAAACCGGACUCUGUCAGAGAACUCUCAGAUAAAAACCCGCCAAAAUCCCGACUUCAAGGUUCAAAGUUCAAAUUCAACCCAUGAUCGCGAUCUCCAAACGCAUAUGAAGGCGCUUCAUCUUCUAACCCAGUUUAGGAAGCCAAGUCCCUCGCUAUUGUUCUCGCAAAGGCUCGCCCUUUUAUCUUCAUCUUCAGCCGCUAACCCUAGGGUUUCAAAUUCCUUUUCCGACGACGACCGAGAAGGCAGCCGCGUUUAUCGGCGCGCACUCAAGUUCCAGCGUCCAACGACAAUAACAUGGCGUCGUCGGGAAGAGAGUCUGGGCAACUCUGAUAGCUUUAUUGGCACUGUAUGGCAUCCUUGGCAAGAGAAUCUGGGCAACUCUACUAGCUUUAUCGGCACUGUAUGGCAUCCUUGGCAAGAGAAUCUGGGCAACUCUGCUAGCUUUAUCGGCACUGUAUGGCAUCCUUGGCAAGAGAAUCUGGGCAACUCUGCUAGCUUUAUCGGCACUGUGAUUCGCCCCCUUCGGGUCGUAAACAACAACGACCGUGGUCCGUUUGGCGUUCACACUGUUCUUUGCGUCAAAAACUCCCCUCAAUCUGACAGCAAUUUUAGGAUACUACUGAUGAUGUGGGGCGAGAUGGCAGAAUUGUCUUUCAAACAUUUGAAACAGAAUGAUUUUAUUUAUGUCUCAGGUUGUUUAGGUUCUUACACAAAGGCGGAUCAGAAUGGGGAUUCCAGACUGCAUCACCAGUUAGUAGUGCAGGAGUUGAAUUAUGUAGCACAACAUGGACAAGGAUCAAGCUCCAAAACUUAUGAGGAACCACAAUCUGAUGGAGGUGGAGCUGUUUCAGAGAAGUAUAAGGAUCGCCUUCACUUGUGGCAAGUGUUUUUUGCCAAUCCGUAUGAAUGGUGGGAUAACAGGGAAGACAAGUUGAAUCCAAGGCAACCAGAUUUUAAGCACAAGGAUACUGGUGAAGCUCUCUGGCUGUCGCCAGGUGAUCCUCCAUGGAUUAAAAGACAACUCGAAUUGCUUGACACGAGAAUGGCAGAACAAGGGCACGGCCAAAAACAUUUCCGUGUCUCCAAGUGGGAGUAUGAUGAGUAGGUGCAGGCUACAAAAGGAAUGGAUUGUGGUGUUGGAGCCUUGCUGCCAUCUACUGGAAACAAGAAAAAAAUGGAAUUGGUCAUAAAACAGGUUAGAGGUUAAGCAUGAUAUAUGAGCAAUUUAAAUACAUCAAAUAUUUGAUGGGGAAAAAAGGAAGAAGAGUAAGAAAGUGAAGAAGAAGGUUUGCGCACAAGUGGGUUUGUUGAUUGACAUGGAUCGCUACCGUCUGAGGUCCAUCGGUCAAGGGUGUAGACAAUUGUAAACGAUUGUGUUCUGUAAAGCUCUUAACAAAGACAUAUUUGCAUACGAAAAUUCGGAAUGUAUAGAAGUCCUUGUAAUUCUUUUCUUUUCAAAAGCUUAUGGUAUUAUAACGAGCA
Messenger RNA from Prunus dulcis (almond), 1488 nucleotides. Its product is annotated as protein OSB1, mitochondrial-like. NCBI's taxonomy places the organism in Eukaryota, Viridiplantae, Streptophyta, Magnoliopsida, Rosales, Rosaceae. Gene Ontology annotation, molecular function: single-stranded DNA binding. The coding region runs from base 110 to 1111 and encodes 333 amino acids. Gene Ontology annotation, cellular component: mitochondrial nucleoid. The transcript is spliced from 4 exons. Gene Ontology annotation, biological process: positive regulation of helicase activity; mitochondrial DNA replication. The record is from RefSeq and is a predicted model, not a curated record.